Molecule: messenger RNA, 1678 nt
Organism: Punica granatum (pomegranate)
Lineage: Eukaryota; Viridiplantae; Streptophyta; Magnoliopsida; Myrtales; Lythraceae
Source: RefSeq, a predicted model, not a curated record
AAACAAUAAUAUAAAGGUCACAGAUAUCAAAGAGGGAUCUCAUCAUCUCUCUCACUCUUUCUCUCAAGAAGAGCCAAAGAUCGAGAUGAAGCUUAGAGCAGGAACUCAUGAGCUUCCCUUCACGAAACCACCAAAGGUUGUUCUUCUCGUGACCAUCCCCUUCAUCCUCCUCACACUCAUCUCCAUCUGCCACCCUUUCAAAUAUUGGCAGCCCAAUACUUACCUCAAGUCCAUCACCUUAUCUUCCGUUAAUAAUCCCGAUCCUCCCUCCUCUUCUUCUUCGUCCGUCUCGCGAGUUAUCGUCAGUGGCAAUAAUGCCGACACCCGCACCGUCGUGGAUGCAGCUAGUGCUGGAGAGUGCGACAUAUUCUCAGGGGAGUGGGUGCCCAACCGGAGGGCCCCGUACUACACGAACCAGACGUGCUGGGCGAUCCACGAGCACCAGAACUGCAUGAAGUACGGGCGGCCCGACACCGACUUCAUGAGGUGGAGGUGGAAGCCGUUCGGGUGUGAGCUGCCGCUGUUCAACCCGGCCCAGUUCUUGGAGCUUGUUAGGGGCAAGUCCUUGGCCUUUGUUGGUGACUCUGUGGCCCGGAACCAAAUGCAGUCCCUCAUUUGCCUCCUCUCAAGGGUGGAAUACCCUAUAGAUGCUUCAUACACACCCGACGAGCAUUUCAAGCGAUGGAAGUACGUGACAUACAACUUCACCCUCGCGAUCUUCACCUCUCCGCACUUGGUGAAAGCAAAGGAGGCGGAUGCGGACGGUCCGACCCACACAGGACUCUUCAACCUGUACCUGGAUGAGUUCGAUGAGCAGUGGACGACCCAGAUAGACGAAUUCGACUACCUGAUCGUCUCCGCAGGCCACUGGUUCUUCCGGCCGCUCGUCUUCUAUGAGAAACAACGGCAAGUCGGGUGCCAUUUCUGCAGGCUCGAGAACGUGCCAGACCUCACAAAGUUCUAUGGCUUCAGAAAGGCAUUUAGGACUGCUUUCAGUGCCAUCAACAGCAGAAAGAAUUACAAGGGCAUAACGUACUUUAGGACUUUCGCCCCGUCACACUUCGAGGGCGGGCUGUGGAACGAGGGAGGGAACUGCGUGAGGACGAGGCCGUUUUUGAGCAAUGAGACCACCUUAGGCGGCGACGAUAUGGAGCUCUACCUGAUCCAAAUAGAAGAAUUCCAGAAGGCGGAAAGGGAAGGGAGGAAGAGAGGGCUGAAGUAUAGGUUACUCGACACGACUCAGGCUAUGCUUCUGAGGCCUGACGGACACCCGAGCAGGUACGGGCAUUGGCCCGAAGAGAAGGUCGUGCUGUAUAACGACUGCGUCCACUGGUGCCUGCCGGGGCCGAUCGAUGCUUGGAGCGAUUUCUUGCUGGAGAUGUUGAAGACCGAGGGACGGAGAUCGAGGGAGGAGAAGCUGAGUUCUAGUGACAAGAGAUUAAGGGCAAUAUAGUUUUGUUCAAAUAAAUGUGCAUAUCGGCCACGGCUUAUCGUGUCGUAUUUGUUAUAUCUUCUUCAUCUUCCAUUGGUAUUCAUCAUUAUGUGGGCGAUGCAAAUUGCAAGUUUUUUUUUUUUUUCGUUUGCGGUAGCAGACGCAAAUUGUAAGUUGAUAAAUUCAUACGUUCUCCCGGCCGGGACUGAGGAUGAGAUUCGUAUACAAGCAGUUUGAUCAUGGAAA